Messenger RNA from Lepus europaeus (European hare), 1086 nucleotides. RefSeq names its product isochorismatase domain containing 2 (gene ISOC2). The transcript is spliced from 7 exons. Lineage: Eukaryota; Metazoa; Chordata; Mammalia; Lagomorpha; Leporidae. The coding region runs from base 203 to 820 and encodes 205 amino acids. The record is from RefSeq and is a predicted model, not a curated record. Gene Ontology annotation, cellular component: cytoplasm.
ACCCUAGUCCUGCGGUCUGGGAGCGGAAGUGCGGCUGCCCCGAGGUGAGUGUCCUCGGGAGGGAACCCGGCGCCUUCCGGGGAGCUGGAUGGGAAGUGGAGCAGCCGGGACUCGAACCGGCGCCGCAGGUGGCAGCUCAGCCGGCCGGGGCCCCUGCUUUGACUUCGGACGCCCCGGACUGGUCUAGCAGCCUCCCUAGGAAAUGGCAGCUGCAAGGCCUGGCCUGGGCCGAGUCCACCCUGGGUCCUCCAUCUUGUUCCUGUGCGACAUGCAGGAGAAGUUCCGCCACGGCAUCGCCUACUUCCCACAGAUCGUCUCGGUGGCCGCGCGCAUGCUCAGGGUGGCGCGGCUGCUGGGGGUGCCAGCUGUGCUGACAGAGCAGUACCCACAGGGCCUGGGCCCCACGGUGCCAGAGCUGGGGGCCGAGGGCCUGCGGCCACUAAGCAAGACCUGCUUCAGCAUGGUGCCCGCCGCGCAGCAGGAGCUGGACAGCCGGCCUCAGCUGCAGUCCGUGCUGCUCUGUGGCAUCGAGGCGCAGGCCUGCAUCCUGAACACCGCCCUGGACCUGCUGGACCGGGGGCUGCAGGUGCACGUGGUGGCAGACGCCUGUUCCUCCCGCAGCCAGGUGGACCGGCUGGUGGCCCUGGCCCGCAUGCGGCAGAGCGGCGCCUUCCUCUGCUCCAGUGAGGGGCUCAUCCUGCAGCUCGUGGGUGACGCCGCCCAUCCCCAGUUCAAGGAGAUCCAAAAGAUCAUCAAGGAACCCGCUCCGGACAGUGGGCUGCUGGGCCUCUUCCAGGGCCAGAACCCCCUCUUCGGCUGAUCUCCCACCCUGCCUCAAAGGGAGACCACCCUCCAGUCAUCCGGACCUUGGUGGAAGCGCUUUCCCCCAUCCCUGCCUCCCAAGAGUGGUGCGGUCCACCAGGAAUACCGCCCCCUCGGGAGGGGGCGGGGCUCUGCCUUCCCAUUGGACGGCCUCUCCCGGAAAUGCAAAUGAGACUCCUGGAAGCUGGCCGGGAGUUGGCUGAGGGAGUCGUGGGGGUGGGGCUCGGCCCCGGGCCGCUGCAAGGGGCGGGAAGGGGAGGGGGU